Messenger RNA from Peronospora matthiolae, 831 nucleotides. NCBI's taxonomy places the organism in Eukaryota, Oomycota, Peronosporomycetes, Peronosporales, Peronosporaceae. The record is from the annotation of a GenBank genome assembly.
AUGUCGUCCACCAGCAACGCCUCCAUUGACAAGUUCAACGGAGACAAUUACGCAACGUGGAGCUGGUACAUGCGCGGUGUGUUUUUGACGAAGUCCGUCUGGCACGUUGUCAACCGUGAAGUGACUCCGACUUUCACCGACCCGCGAGCGUCCGAUGGCUACGUCAAGGCAAGCAACGUCGCGUUUGGUAUGAUGCUGCUGCACAUGAACGCGGACUACCAUCAUGUGCUGGACAACUGCGAGGAAGCCUGGGUUGCGUGGACAAGUCUGAAGACGCUGUACGGUGGGUCGCAGAAGGCAGGACGCAUCUACCUCAAGCGACAACUUUUCAGUAUCAAGAUGGCUGAAGGCGCGAACGUCAUGCAUCACUGCAACGAGGUCCUCAACAUCUCCGCCAAGCUUAGCGGCAUCGGUGCGAAGAUGGAAGACGAAGACGUUGCAAUUUGUCUGCUACUCAGUCUUCCGAAGAGCUACGAAAAUGUGGUGCUCAACAUGGAAAUGAGCAUCACCGAGCUUCGCACUCAAGAUGUGGUGAGAGUCCUGACGAAUGAGCAUGCCAAGCGUCAAGGAGAAAAAGGGACAACGACAGCGACUACGGUGAAGGCUGAAGAUGCAAGCAAGGCAUUCAGCGCCGAGCGUGAGCCCUACCAAUGCACGUAUUGUGGCAAGGUGGGACACACGGUGGAUCGUUGCUGGACAAAGCAGAAAAACGAAGGUCGGGGAGCCCGACGCGGCGGCAAUGGUCGUGGACGCGGGGCUGUUGACGGUCAUCGGUUUCUACCAGUAUUGGUAACCGUGACCGGUCCAAUCCGAACCGCCUGUUCAGCUUAG